Messenger RNA from Durusdinium trenchii, 1065 nucleotides. The record is from the annotation of a GenBank genome assembly. NCBI's taxonomy places the organism in Eukaryota, Dinophyceae, Suessiales, Symbiodiniaceae.
CGAAGAAUGGCUGGAGUUGUCACAUAAGGCUUACAGGCGUUCGUGACGCAGCAAAGAGUCAAUUCGCUGGAGAACCUUCAGGCAGAAGAUGUUCAAGGACAUCAGCAGCACAUCCUGGAGGUCAUGUGUCAUGAAGAUAGGAUAGCACCCCAAGAACAUAUGUAGCCAAGUGAGCACAAGUACAUUGAAAACUAUCAAGUAGAUCAUGCAUCCCCCCACCCACGACCCAUAAUGGGACAUAAUGGGACAAACAUGUUGAGCUGCUUCCACAAACUCUUCACAAGAGAGGAGGUGGCAAGUCUGAUCAUUGCUUCUGGGUGGCGAUUAUGGAUGCCUUUAUGGCUGCGAAGUCCCGGAAAGCCUUUUGCAACGACUUGGGCCUCUCCUUGGAGCGCAUGGUGGAGGCCGAGCUUUGCCGGACCCAGCUCCUACGAGGCUUGCGCUCCUUGGGCUUUCAACGAGAUGCCGAUGGCAACGCCGGAGAUUGGCACAUCGUGAGAGCUGCCGUGGUAGCGGGACUCUAUCCGCAAGUGGUCAGCGUGGAGCGCCCCACACCCAAGUUCGCGGAAAGCCUGGCGGGCGCCAUCCAAAUCGAGAGCGACGCGCGGGAAGUUCGCUACUGGCUCUCGGAAGACGGCGGGCGUGCGCGGGCCUUCCUGCAUCCAUCCUCGUUGCUCUUCAAGGAGAGCUCUUAUUCGUGCCCCUACAUCAUCUUCUCCGAAAAAACGAUUCAGCAACAGAACAACCCCGAGCACCCCACGAAGCUGGUCCUCACCGGCUGCUCGGAAGCCUCGGUCUAUGCCUUGCUUCUCUUCGGCGGCCACCUCACCGUCGAUCACCAGCAGGUGGAAGUCACCGUGGACGGUGGCCGCGGCGGGCGCUUCGCCGGUGGCAGCACCACGGUGGUGGCCAUGCUGCAGCGCUUGCGGCAGGCCAUCGACGCUCUACUGCUGCAGAAGGUCCAUUCGCCCUCCAGCUCCAUCAGCGGCGCCAAAGCAGCGCAGUGCGUGGUGACGUUGCUCAGUACCGACGGCUUAGGGCCUGAGACGGAGAAGAAAUGAAGAA